Molecule: messenger RNA, 297 nt
Organism: Necator americanus (New World hookworm)
Lineage: Eukaryota; Metazoa; Nematoda; Chromadorea; Rhabditida; Ancylostomatidae
Exons: 2
Coding region: 1-297 (98 amino acids)
Source: RefSeq, a predicted model, not a curated record
AUGGCUAGCAACGUUCCUGGACUGGACUGGGUUUUCAUUUUAGGGGUAUUAUUAUUCGGUAUUGUAUUAUUAUUUGUAUUAUUAUUAUUAUUAUUAUUAUUAUUAUUAUUAUUAUUAUUAUUAUUAUUAUUAUUAUUAUUAUUAUUAUUAUUAUUAUUAUUAUUAUUAUUAUUAUUAUUAUUAUUAUUAUUAUUAUUAUUAUUAUUAUUAUCACUAUUAUUACUACUGUAUUUGUUUACACGUUGCAUGGACAUGUCAAGACUAGUUAAAAUCCAGGUUUGUUCAGGACCAUCGUAG